AUGUCUGCCACGUGUUCUGAAAUUGUGUGGUUGUGUGGCAUUCUUUCUGAACUUGGAUUUCUUCCAAUUGAUCCUACUCCACUUCACGGUGAUAAUACAAGUUCCAUUCAAAUUGAUGCAAAUCUGGUAUACCAUGAAUGCACAAAGCACAUAGAGGUGAAUUGUCAUUACAUCAAAGAGGCCUUUACUCGAGGUGUUAUCACUCCUUCUCAUCUUACUACUUAUCCUCAAUUUUUGAGGGAGAUUCUCUCAAGGAAAAGAAAAUUUGGUGCUCAAGAAAUUAUUACAAUGACACAAGAAUGCCGAGUCCUAAUAAAUGAUGAAGAAAAGCUUCCUUCUAAGCUAAGGGAUCUCAGGAGUUUCACUAUCGCAUGUGUUAUUGGAGGGUUGACCAUUAAUAGAUCACUUUGUGAUUUAGGAGCGGGUGUUAAUGUAAUGCCCUUAUCUUUGUACAAAAGGUUAUAUUUGGGAGAACCAAAGCCGGUUCAACUCACACUUGAAUUUGCCGACCGGUCAACCAAAAGCCCUAUUGGAAUACUUGAAGAUGUCCCGGUUCGGGUGGACAAAUAUUUCGUGCCUUGUGAUUUCAUUGUUAUGGAUAUUAGAGAAGACCCAUGUAUUCCAAUCAUAAUGGGGCGACCUUUCUUGGCAACAACAGGGGCUAUGAUUGAUGUGAGGAAGGGAUCAAUAAUUUUUAACUUUGGAGAAGAAAAAGUUGCAGUUAAUGUUUUUGAUGAGCCUAAAUCUCCUUGUGUUGAAAAGUGUUUUGUGGUUGAUGUGAUUGAAGGCAAGAUUCAUGAUGAAGGUGAACAUUUUGAUCCUCAUGUUGGAAGGGCACUUGAUGAGUUUGAAGUGUGGAAAAUUUUUUCAAGUAAUGGAGGUGCUACUUUUGUGCAAUUGGAGAGGAACCCCAUGGUGGAGAAAGUUGAAAAAUAA
Molecule: messenger RNA, 936 nt
Organism: Ipomoea triloba (trilobed morning glory)
Lineage: Eukaryota; Viridiplantae; Streptophyta; Magnoliopsida; Solanales; Convolvulaceae
Exons: 2
Coding region: 1-936 (311 amino acids)
Source: RefSeq, a predicted model, not a curated record